AGAGAUGAAUGAGGAAAAUGGAAAUCGCUGCAAAUCACUCUUUGUUCAUUCACUUUAAAAAUUCAUUCAAUUUCCUCUUGAACUGCUCUCGGGCUCUCGGGCUUUGGUGACGUACCUAUUGGUGUUCAUAUAAACAAACACGCUGCACGCCGCGGUUAUUUCGAGUGGAGUGAGUGAACUGUGUUAUAGUGUCUUCGAACUGAAAACAUGUCUUUUUACUAUCCGAAAAACUUUCGGGCGAACGGCUGGGGGUGGCAUAGAAGCGCAAAUGCCGCGUCAGCAGUGAGGGGGUUCUUGUCCAAGGAAAGAGGGGGUGAAGGCAGCUCGGAGCCUCUGAUUGGCAACGGCAGUUUGUACCCUAGCCUUCCUUCGGAAGAUGAUUCUUUCUUUUCCGGGGUUAAAUUGUACCCGGCUCUACCUGCCGAGGAGUAUGAAAGUGGUGCUGUUGAAGAAGUGGUUGAAGAGGCUUGCGCUGCUGUGAAUGUUAAUUUGGAGGACGCGGCACAGGAAAGCCAGCAAGGAGAGCUGGAUUAUCAGCUCGGCGAAACCCGUCCAUCAUCAUUCGGCCCAGCUACGUACCAGGACUUCAAAGAGAUCAGAUCCCGUUGCCUAGCUGAUGGGAGGCUGUUCGAAGACCCUGAGUUUCCAGCGGUAGAGCGCAGCUUGUUCUACAAGGAGCGGCUGGACAGAAACCUGCAAUGGCUUCGACCUUCGGAAAUAUGCGAGGACCCGCAACUGUUCGUGGAAGGGUACAGUCGCUUCGACGUCCAACAGGGCGAGCUUGGCGACUGUUGGCUGUUGGCCGCUGUGGCCAACCUCACGCUGCACAGAAAGUUGUUCUUCCAAGUUGUGCCAGAUGACCAAAGCUUUGACGAAGACUAUGCUGGCGUUUUUCAUUUUCGAUUCUGGCAGUAUGGCCGCUGGGUGGACGUGGUUAUAGACGAUCGUCUGCCCACGUACCGGGGAAAACUUGUCUUCCUGCAUUCAUCCGAAAGGAAUGAGUUCUGGAGCGCACUGCUUGAGAAGGCGUAUGCUAAAUUGCACGGCUCAUACGAGGCCCUCAAGGGUGGUUCAACUUCUGAGGCCAUGGAAGACUUCACUGGGGGUGUCACUGAAAUGUAUGAGAUGAACGAACUGCCUCCCAACUUCUAUACUAUUCUAUUGAAGGCAUAUGAAAGAAACUCCCUUAUGGGCUGCAGUAUUGAGCCAGACCCAAACAUCCUGGAAGCUGAGACCCCAGUGGGUCUGAUCCGGGGCCACGCGUACUCCGUGACCCGGGUCAAAUACGUGGACAUCGAGACCCCGGGGCGUGCGGGGAAAAUCCCACUUCUACGUCUGAGGAACCCCUGGGGCAACGAGGCCGAGUGGAACGGACCAUGGAGCGAUAAAUCACCGGAAUGGCGUUUCAUACCUGAAUCAGAGAAGGAAGAAUUAGGUCUUACUUUUGAUGAUGAUGGGGAGUUCUGGAUGGCUUUCAAAGAUUUCUCCAGCCAUUUCGAUAGAGUGGAGAUCUGUAACUUGAACCCUGACUCCCUGGACCCAGAGGAGUGCCCUGAGGGAUGCACCAAGAAGUGGGAGAUGUCCGUCUUCGAGGGGGAGUGGGUCCGAAGAGUGACUGCAGGUGGCUGCAGGAACUAUUUGGAAUCCUUCUGGAAGAAUCCGCAAUAUACUGUCACUUUGAAGGACCCCGAUGAAGGCGACGACAAGUGUACUAUAAUCGUAGCCCUGAUGCAGAAGAACCGUCGCUCGCAGCGCCACCAGGGCCUGGAGUGCCUCACUAUAGGCUUCGCGGUGUACCGGCUCCCGGACUACGGCCACGUGCCCAGGCCACUCGACGUUAACUUCUUCAAGUACAACGCCUCCGUGGGCCGCUCCCAAGCCUUCAUCAAUCUCCGAGAAGUCAGCGCCCGGUUCAAGUUCGAGCCGGGCCAGUACGUGAUAGUGCCUUCGACCUUCGAGCCCGACGAGGAGGGCGAGUUCCUGCUGCGUGUGUUCUCAGAGAAGAGCAAUAACAUGACUGAAAAUGACGAAGAAGUCGGUAUGGGCGAUGUAGAUGAUAGGGUAAAAGAUAUAGCACCGAACCCAGAACCAGCGGACCCAGUACGCGACUUCUUCAACCGACUAGCUGGCGCCGACGGCGAAGUCGACUGGCUGGAGUUGAAAGAGAUCCUCGACUACGCUAUGAGAGAAGAAAUGGCAAUGCGUCAUGGCGGGGCGUACGAUGGAGGGGGAGGGGGGAUAACGCAGGGAGCUCCCCCACAGGAGCAAAACUGUCUCGAGCAGCUGCUGUGUGCACUUUGCACACCCAUCUGCAAGGAGAUCGGCGUAGAUCUGCAGACCAUGCAGACGCAACAGCCACAAGAGCAAGUUCAUCUCAACCAACCGCAACCACAAGAACUGAAAGGCCAAGGAUUCUCUAAGGACGUCUGCAGAAGCAUGAUUGCGAUGUUGGAUAAGGAUAACUCGGGCGGCCUCGGGUUUGAGGAGUUCAAAUCUCUUUGGAUCGAUUUACGCAAUUGGAGGGCUGUAUUCCGUUUGUACGACACGGAGGGCCGCGGCGCCAUUCCUCCCCAACACUUGAGAGAUGCGCUUCAUUCUGCUGGAUACACGGUCAACGCACACGUAUUGAACGUCCUUGCUCACAGAUACGGAUCACACGAUGGCUACAUACAAUUUGAUGAUUUCAUAAUGUGCGCCGUGAGACUCAAGACCAUGAUCGCCAACAACGAACCGCUCGAGAAUCUCGAACGAGAGCAGAACCCCUGAGCGGACGGACAGACGCCCGGACAUAAAUACCUUCAAGGGUCGGUCAUCGGGGGGUGACUUCGCCACGUUUUCCCUCGACGAAUGGCUGAAUCGCACAGUGUACUCUUAAGAUAUACGACUGUAUAAUAUGCCUUGUCACUAUCAAAAUAAAGUCUAUUAUUGAUCGAUUUUGUUGUACUUUGAGGGUAGUUGAAUAUUUUUUUCUUUAACUGUUGUAAAUUUUUAGGGUUGUGACAUUAUUAUGUAAUAAAUUAAAUAAAAUAUACUUACAGCAGACAAUAUAGGCAUACGAAAUCAUAAAGAUUCUUGAGAAAGAAUCAUUAACAUCAUUUAAGUAUGAAACAAAAUCUACUCAUCAUGCUAACUAAUCAAAUAAAAUUUGAAAUUGAAAAGUGUAUGUCACUAACAGUGUUUCUUUAAUUAUAUACUUACCAGUAAUAUUUUUUAAAGUUUUUUUUUUAAUAAUUCAUAAAAAGUUUUAAUUAAUUUUAGUUUAAAAAUAAAUAAUGGGAUAUAAUAUGGAAAUAACGCUAGAUCCUUAAUUCCUAUGGAAAUUGAGGAGAUCCACCAUUACAUAGUACCUAAACCAUUUUUUUUCAAGAUUACCUAUUAAACCUAAAACAAUACUAAAGGAUAUCUUUACUACGUAUUUUUCUUCGUUGUACUAUAAAGUACUUUUUUAUUCAACUACCCUCAUUUUAAGUCUACAAUUUUAGCACUUUAAAUCGCCAAAUAUAAUCAUUAUAUUAUUCCGAUUUUCAAUAAUAUUUUGUAGAGAUUUUUACGUCACAAAUCAUUAUUCUAUUAUAUUUCGGUGUCGUGGUUUUAUCUUUUUUAAAACGAUUACGGGUAUGUUCAUUGUAAUUUACAAAAAUCCUAUAAAUUUCAGUUUUUUUCAUUUUCAUUUGAUGUUGUAAUUUUCUAUUUAAUAAUAACUAAUUAAUAUUCCUAAUAUUAAAAUGCCUUAAGUCGUCCAUAUAACAGAGUAAAAUGUAAUAAACAUAAGGAAUAGCAGUAUUUUUGUAUCCACCGAUUUUUCAUUCCAGUUAUAACCAGAAUUAACCAGAUUUAGACAUCGAGUAUGUAGUCAAUACAGCUAUUAUGUUCUUAGUUAUUGGUCUAAUAUUAGACCACAAAGCCACAAAUAAAACUAGGUCAACAUUUCAGACCCAUGUUAGGCUAAAGACCAAUUUCGGUCAUUGGCUAAUUUUGACCUGUACAAAUAUACAGUACCAGAAUGUGCCCACUUUAUAAUCACAAGGGGCCAACUAUCGGCCACUUUGGGCGGAUAUAACUUGAAUUUAGACCACUAGGAACUAAUAUUAUUAUAAUUCCCGACAUAACUAUCAUUUUGGAUCCAAUUUAGAACUAUCUACGAGAACUUAUUUGUGUAAAAGGAGAUUGGCGAAUUACAUAGCUUCAGACCCAAACUUACAAAACCGUGAGCCUCAAGCCCACGUUCACGAAUCAAACUUUUCAUGCUUGUUCUAGUAAACCAGUCUAACAAAAAACUUCAUCAAAGUCUAUCAAAUAAAGUUGGGAGAAUAAAGAUAUUCACUUGUAUUACCAUGUAACGGUUAUUUAUAAUGUGCACUUGUGAAUAAUUAUAUUUUUGAUCCCCAUCUUUUAAAAGAAAAAUACUCUGAAAAAUAUUAUUAAAAUCAAAUGAUUUCUGAAUCCGAACGGUUUUUAAAAAUGCUGGGUCUAAAUUCGCCAACCUCCUUUAAGAUUACCAGUUUUUUUUUAAAUUUAUGCAUUCAUGCAUGCAUGCGUCUAAGAAAUGUAAAGAUUAUAAAUUAUAACCUAUACUAAAUAACAAUUUUUUUUUUUGGAUAGGCAAAGAUCCAAAAAGAAACUCCGAAACUAUUUAAUUUAAUGCGGUUCUACUCGUUUUUUUAUGCUAUGUACUCGAUGAUAGUAAAAAAAAAUAGUCGAGGAUCGUCUCUUUAGUUACUGUGCGAUUAAAGCUAGGUGCUUAGAUAUGUAUACAGAGCUGAUAAAAAAUCGAAUAUUCUAUUGAAAUAAAUAUAUAUUUGUAUGUUAAGCGCUAAGUUGCGUCGACAAUGCAUUUUUUAUUAUUUUUUUUAUUAUUGCAAGUAUUUAUGAAUGUAAGUUAUAUGACAAUUUUAAUUUUUUUUUUAUAUCCCAUGUGAGAUCUGAAAUAAAUAAUGUUAUAAUUUUA
Messenger RNA from Maniola jurtina (meadow brown), 4948 nucleotides. It is a transcript of the gene CalpA, whose product is annotated as calpain-B-like. The record is from RefSeq and is a predicted model, not a curated record. Lineage: Eukaryota; Metazoa; Arthropoda; Insecta; Lepidoptera; Nymphalidae. Bases 208 to 2766 code for a protein of 852 amino acids. Gene Ontology annotation, cellular component: cytoplasm. The transcript has 23 exons. Gene Ontology annotation, biological process: proteolysis. Gene Ontology annotation, molecular function: calcium-dependent cysteine-type endopeptidase activity; calcium ion binding.